Molecule: messenger RNA, 1111 nt
Organism: Cyphomyrmex costatus
Lineage: Eukaryota; Metazoa; Arthropoda; Insecta; Hymenoptera; Formicidae
Exons: 8
Coding region: 1-999 (332 amino acids)
Biological process (GO): detection of chemical stimulus involved in sensory perception of smell; sensory perception of smell
Cellular component (GO): plasma membrane
Molecular function (GO): olfactory receptor activity; odorant binding
Source: RefSeq, a predicted model, not a curated record
AUGAAUAGAACGACGUCACCAUGCAAAAUCACCGCUGGCAAAAUAGUGACUCUAUCUAUUGAAAGCUUUGCUACAAUACUUUAUUUACUAAUCGGCUCAAUCACUCUCGAUGACGUGUUCGAAUGUGUGCCACCAAUAUUCAUCAGCAUAACAUUCAGCUUUAAAAUAUUGGUCAUAAUGUUGAAUUCUGAGAAAGUAAAGACUUGUCUUAAUAUAAUACAAAAGGACUGGCAAUCAUUAAAUUCAGUAGAAAAGGAUAUGCUGGAACGGCAUAGUAAGUAUGGACAGCAUCUGGCCACAUUUUAUGCAGUUUUCAUGCAUACGACGGCGAGUCUUUUCGUGGUGAAACCAAUCAUGCUGACUCUGAUGGCGAAUGAUAUCAUCAAUAUAACGAAAUCUUCCAUACCAUUCGCGUCGAGAUUACCUUUUCGCGUGGAAUACGGUGACAGAUUCAAUCAAUAUAUAUAUCCAAUAGCAGUGCAUUGUUAUACUGCCGUCGUCGCUCAUUCGUUUGCUACAGUCGUGGCUGAUGCUUUGUAUUAUACUCUCAUUCAACAUGCUUGUGGAAUGUUCUCCAUUGUUGGAUUUGCGAAACAUAUUGAAUUCGUUUAUACAAAGAUAUUUCUAAUAAACCUUAACUUAAACAUGGUUAUUGGCAGUUUAUAUGGUAUACAAAUGUUGAUAAAUCUUGAGAAGAACGUAAAUGAUAUCAUCGCACCUAUUAGUAUGUAUAUUGGACAACUCAUUCAUUUGUUUCUUCAGUUCUGGCAAGGUCAAUUUCUACUGGAUUACAGCAUCCUUCCGUAUGAAUCUAUCUGCAGAGCAAAUUGGUAUUACACUUCACAAAGAUGUCAAAAACUUCUGCUCCUAAUGAUGUAUAGAACAUUAAUACCUUGCAGAAUAUCAGCUGGUAAAUUAAUGAUUCUUUCUAUCGAUAACUUUGCUAUGGUUGUGAAGACUUCCCUGUCUUACCUCACCGUGUUCCGUUCUAUGCAAUGAUGAUUUAGCGCAUUUAAAUAUUCACUCAGAAACCUCUUAAAUUAAAAUGUAUUUCUUUAACCCGAGAGUAGUCACUUUUAAUUUCUUUAUGUAAACAAUCGAGAUGUUUUAU